AUGGAGCGGGCACCGGGAGCGGGGUCGGGGUCGGGAUCCGGGUCCGGAUCGGGUUCGGGGUCGGGGUCGGGAUCGGGAUCGGGGUCGGGAUCGGGAUCGGGGUCGGGAUCGGGGUCAGGAUCGGGAUCGGGAUCGGGGUCAGGGUCGGGAUCGGGGUCGGGAUCGAGACCGGGACCGGGACCGGGACCGGAGCGCUGGGCCGCCACCGCCUGCGUGGUGACCGGCGCUUCCCGCGGCUUCGGCCGCAGCCUGGCGCGGCUGCUGGCGCCGCAGCUCGGGCCCGGCUCGGCGCUGCUGCUGCUGGCGCGCUCCGCCGGGGCGCUGGCCGAGCUGGCGACCGAGCUCCGCGCCGGGGCCACCGGCGGCGACACCGGCGGCGACACCGGCGGCGACACCGAGCUGCGGGUGCGGUGCGUGGCCGCUGACCUGGGCUGCGAGCAGGGGCUGCGGAGGGCGGGCGCUGCCCUGCGGGAGCUGCUGCAGGACGCGUCCUUCGGCCGCCUGCUCCUGGUCAACAACGCCGGCUCCUUGGGAGACGUCUCCAAAUCCUUCCUGGACCUCACCGACCUGGAGGAGAUCAACGCCUACUUCUCCUUCAACAUCAGCUCGGCGCUCUGCCUGACCUCCACGGCCCUGAGGGCCUUUGGGGCACGGCCUGGCUGCAGCAGGACCGUGGUGAACAUCUCAUCCCUGUGUGCCCAGGAGCCCUUCCCGAGCUGGGCUCUGUACUGCUCGGGGAAGGCUGCCCGGGAUAUGAUGUUCCGUGUGCUGGCGCUGGAGGAGCCCGGGCUCCGUGUGCUCAACUAUGCCCCGGGGCCUCUGGACACGGACAUGCAGCUCCUGGCCCGGACCAGGACUGGAGACCCGGGGCUGCGCCAGCACUUCCAGAGGCUGCAGGAGCAGGGGCAGCUCAUCGAGAGCUCCGUGUCAGCCCAGAAGCUGCUCCGGCUCCUGCAGGAGGAUUCCUUUCCCUCCGGAGCACACGUGGAUUUCUUUGACAUCUGAGCUCCUCCGCAUUUCCCUCCCUGCUUUGCUUCCAGCUGAGCCUUUCCCUGGUGCCUCCAGCGGGACCUUGUUCAAAUCCUGCGAUUUGGGAAGCCUUUAGGACACCCCUGUGUCCCUCUUGGUGGCCUUUUGGGGCUGGGCAGCAGCUCCUGCUGCUGAGCCCUCCCUCCCGGGGAUCUGGGAGCAGGGGUGGCUGUCCCGAUGGAAUGGCCCUGAAGGCUCAAACUCAGGAGUUUUUGGGAGCCAAAGGCACACGAGGGCUGUGCCAGCCCCUCGGAAGCCCCAGCAGGAGCUGUGUCCCCGUGUGUGUCCCCUUUGUCCCCACGGAGCCGUUCCUGGGGCCGGGCUGGAUUCUGGGGUGAGGUGCAGCAAAGCUUCUCCCGGUGGUUUUCCCACGAAGACCAGGAACCACCAGGAGAGGGAGCUGCCUUGGAGGAAUUGGGAAUUUUGGGAGCGUGGCUGGAGUCACCAGCUCGCAGAAACCUGAACAAAGGUCACAGCAAAACCAGCCCUGAGUUCCUGCCCUGCUCCCCUUGCAGGUUUUGGGUCCAAGCCUUGCUUUGGGGUUUCAGCCCCUUUUAACUAUUUGUGGAUUUUUAUUUUUUUUUCAUUUUUUCCAUCAGAUUCCAGCAGGCACAGACACACAGAGACUUUUCCUUUGGAAAGCUGGUGCAGAAAAGUUGUUUUGAAGCCCUGCGUGCCCUGGGAAUGCCCCGUGCCCCUCUGUGUCCCCUCCACCCCAACCCUGCAGCUCAGAUUUUGUCCCCCUGGCUCUCCAACCAUUAAAAUGUUAAAAUGAUUAAAAU
Onychostruthus taczanowskii (white-rumped snowfinch) is the source of this 1811-nucleotide messenger RNA. It is a transcript of the gene SPR, whose product is annotated as sepiapterin reductase. Bases 1 to 1005 code for a protein of 334 amino acids. Lineage: Eukaryota; Metazoa; Chordata; Aves; Passeriformes; Passeridae. The record is from RefSeq and is a predicted model, not a curated record. The transcript has 3 exons. Gene Ontology annotation, molecular function: sepiapterin reductase (NADP+) activity. Gene Ontology annotation, biological process: tetrahydrobiopterin biosynthetic process.